Durio zibethinus is the source of this 309-nucleotide messenger RNA. NCBI's taxonomy places the organism in Eukaryota, Viridiplantae, Streptophyta, Magnoliopsida, Malvales, Malvaceae. The record is from RefSeq and is a predicted model, not a curated record.
AUGGAUUUCAAUUAUUGCCUUCUUGCUUUACUUAUGUUAAAUGUCCUUCUAUUUUCACAAUGUAAUCUCACAGUCCAGGCUGCGGAAUCUAUUUCUGGCUCACCCCCGGAUCCAAUUCCUCCACGUGAUGUUUGGAAUAAGUUGAAAGUUGUGUCCAAGAGGAUUCAGGCAUCAUCUCCACCAUCACCUAGGAUUAAUGCUCCUUAUCACUUAAAGAGUCCUCCUCCAUCUCCUCGACGCCCUCCACCACCAUCCCCACCACGAGCACCACCACCACCACCUUCAUCCCCGUGCCAACCACCCAUAUGA